AGUUCGCACGGGCGCGAAAGAAUUUGGUGUGCAUGCGCACAGACUAAAUGUACCGCUGAAACAUACGUGACGUACGUCAAUACGUCAGGGCUAUCUUGCACGUGCUAGUUGCGCAGAAACUGCUCCAGAUCCCGCGAAUCAGAUCAGAACUUAAAUAGAACUCCAGACUGUUAUGUUACACCCUACAUGUACUAUGUACACAUCUUCAGUGUGUCACUGGUGAGCCGCAUCUGUCUGAAAAUAAAAUAGGACAAAGCCUAGUCUUCAAAAGAGUUGACGUCACACGGUAUUUCGUAUGGCAUGGCAGCUAACAACAUUUCAUCAGCAAAUACCAGUGGCUUUUCUGCUCGUUUGAUGAUUGGCAAGGGAGCCGACACCAUGCCAGGGUCUCUUGGACUGCGAAGCCCAAAGAAAAUGCACAGUAUGGGCAACAUUCUGGAAAUAGAGACUUUGAAGCAGGAGACCAAGAGCUGCUACACCCACUCCAACCCUGGCUCAUCCCAACCCCCUUCCAAGACAUCCAACUGCAAGGACAAACACAGCCUUUGGAAGUCUGUGCAAGACUGCCAUGCCUCACUAACUGUUGCAAACCCUCGACACUUUGAAUUUGCAGUUGCCAAUCUUUGCUUUUUGCUUAAGGCUUAUGGUCGAGAUCUGGACAAUUAUGUUAAAGCUGAUGUAGACAAGAUCUUUCAGACACUACGCAUCCUAGCACUAGACAUUAGCAAGAGACCGACUACAAGGAUCCAGUUGCUGAAAGUGAUAGAACUGAGAGCUAGAAGCUGGGAAAUGGAGAACAGAAUGCCCCAGCAUUUAGACAAGGGUAUCAUUCAAGGGGUGUCUGGAACACAAGCAAGCGUCAGUACAACAGAUAAUACACUAGUUGGACUACCUUCGUUGUCUGGAUAUCCUACCAGUAUUCUUCCAGCUGCCUCUUUCAGGAUGAGCUUACCCAGGUCUUCCACUUAUUUCUUGCAGAAUAGCCUACCAGUUCUCUUCCAGCUGCCUUUUUUUAGGAUAGCUUAUCUGUCCUCUUUAAGUCAUUCAUGGAACAAAGUUGUUCAUGCAAUUGCCAGAAUUCCGGCUUUCUCGUAUUUUUUUUGUGAAUAAAAACACUGGCCUUCCUCAUUUGUGUGCCUGCACAACAACAUUGUUAACAUGGGAAUUUUUAAACCAGUGCGAAAACUUUCAAAAGAUACAGCAUUUUUAAUCUCCGGUGUUCGGUUAUACAUGUAUGUGUUAUUCAAGGAUUUGAUAAAAUCAUAGUGUAGGGCACUGUAUAAGCAGUGUCCUUUGAAAUACAUGUAUAUGGAGAUACAACCUGUGAGGAGCUGACUUUGUCAGUUCCCAUGCAACUUGUGUUGGCCCAAGUGCAUCGUGCAUCAAAUGGUUUUGCGAAGGGUUGCAUGCAACAUGUACAUAACAUGAUGGAAUAACAAGGCAUAGGCAUCAUUUCAUGUAUUACAGUUGGACAUUGCGUUAAGUUUUGAUUUCUAAAUGUGUCAAAACGAGCACCAUGUGUUUAUACGCAUAGCCGGGGUUUCCAAAAUUGGAAAAAGGGAACUGGGCCUUGAGUAGGUAUAGAGGCCGAUUUCAGUCCAGCUUUUCCCCUGGGUACCUAUCUGACCCCCUCGGCCAUCCUUGACUCCCCAAAAAAUUUAAAAAAUUCUCCUUUUGCCACCCCCGUUCCAUUACGCAAAACCAGUCAUAGAGCACAGAUCCUGGCUAGCCGUCUAUGCCACAACGGUGAAAUCUAACCUCGUGGCGCGAGCUAACCAAGAUGUGCAAUGCCAAAAGCAUUUGUUAUAAAAACUGGUCAGUGAGGAGUACAGUCUCGAAACUUGGCCCACGUCUCUGUUUUGUGCUGAAUUAUAUGGUUUGAUCUGAGAAAAAAAAAUUGGCAUCUAGGAAAAAAACGAAAAAAUUUAACAACAUUUAAUAAAAAUCAGAAAUAUGUCAACCCAAAUUUACAUCAUAACCGAUGACCACGAACAUCUCAAUGCCAACAACAGCGAUCCCAAUGUUGUUUACAGACCGUUUGAUUCAAAUCAACUCAUUAUUUCAAAACCCGUGAUAAAAGAAGGUACUAAUGUAUCUCAGGGCUAUUCCCCCAUUUAUUAUAAUCAUGACUGUCAAGAAAAACGUCUGGUGAUUAUGAUGACAGACACGACUUGUUACGGCAUAAAUCCCCUGUAUAAAUACGGCACGUGGGAUAAAACUGCCGAUAAAAUCGUUGGUCAGCAAAUCUGUUAUCAACUACAAAAGCCCAUGAUGCGUAUACUCAAUGAUAUAAAUUUGGCAGCUUACGAGUUCAUUGAAAUGCAAGCUGCUGCAAAGUCGAACAUACCAUCAAUUUCCAUUAAUGCUUAUAAAGCCAGUUGUGAUAUCGAAGAUUUAAACCGGGUAGAAUACAUCGUUAAACCACCUUAUACAAAUGUAUGUUAAAAUAGAUUCUUAUGGUGCUUUAUUUGACCACCCGUUACAUCAUCGAAUAUUGAGAAAUUUACAAAUAAACGAUGUGAUGCCCAAUUGUUUAUUUAUCCCAAAGAAAAUACAGAACUUACGGUUCGCUGUCUUGCAGUACCAGUGUUUGAUAUAAAAUAGCAACAGCCAUGUUGAAAAUUAGAAAUGACGGCAAUAUUUCGAAUAAAGCGGCAUUGCAAGCAUUUAGAGGAUUUGAUGAUAAAGAAUCAGAAUCGGAAUCAGAAUAAAAAAUGCCCGUGAAAUUAAACAUGGAUUAAACUUUUGAAUUAUUUUAAGCCUCAGUUGUCCUUGGGAUAACAGAGAUUAAUUUUAUGUCACUUAAAUAAUAUAAACGUUUUAAAAACAACGAACAAUUAUUUACCAUCAGACGAACGAGAUUUAUUUGUUUUGUUUGGUCAAAAACCAGCGUGUAUUAAAAACCAAAGAAGACACAUGCCCUCACAUUGAUAAAAAAAUAGAAGACGUAUUUGUCAAUUGCCAUGAUUGCUGUAUAAGGUUGUCCCCUUAUUCAGAUUUUGAAGCGGACAACGUAGGCGGUAAAUACAAUCAGCGUUUCGUUUACAAAAAGACAAACAAAAUAUUUAAAGAAUUAGACGUCAAUUUAACUAGCAAACAAGCAGGUCUCAUAGAAAACAGAUUAAAUCAAAUUUUAGCAGGCAAGAUUUCCAGAGGCAAACCGCUGAGGGUGUUGGUGGCAGUCUGCUAUCAAGACGUGACAAAAGAAACUGUAGAUAAAGUAAAAGAACUGUUCAAGAUCUCGGCGAAACAUUACAAUGAUGCCGUCAGUAAAUUUAGUUUAUUAUAAAACAUGCCAAUAAAUCAUAUAGAAACACAUACAUUUUAUUUAUCCACAAAUCCACAGAUGUUUAAAUGGAAAAACGUUAUUGAUAAUACAAAAGGCGACAAAGUCAUAGUUAAAAACAUAUUGUUUGAACAGGGGUAUAGGUUGGAAUAAGACAAACUUGCGUACAUCUAUUGCCCUCAGUUGGAUAGUAACGUCAGUUUUUACAAUGGGCAGUUGUUGGUCGUUGUUGCAAGUGGUAUCGACAAAAAAAUAUUUCUGCAGUGAUUUUGAAACAGUUAGAAAACUAAAAAGCAGAAAUAUCAAUGAAUUUUAUGGCAAGUCCGAGUCAGGAAGGUUUUUGCAAAAUGAAAACAAUGGAUUAAUUAUUGAAUUAAACAUUUUAACCUCGUAAAAUAAAAUGUAUAUUUUAAAAAGAUGACAACAAAACGUCGAGUUGAAUAUGUAUCCAGACUUGAGUGGGUAUCCAAACAGUUCCGAAGCAAUUAAAGUUUACAAAAAGAUCAAACGGCUAGGAUUAACUGCGCUACAUUACGUGGAAUAUGCAACUGAAGCAAUAGGUGCUACUUCAGCCACUCUAGGCAUUCCCGUGCUAUUGGGGGUAGUAACAGCAUCUGUCAGGCUCGUGAUGGAAGGCAUUGCCAUUGGUGCAUUUGGAGCAUACGCUUUAUUGAAGUACUCCAGUCAGAGGUUGUCUCACAAAACCAAACAGCACGAUCACUUAAGAAUGCUUGCAGAUGCCAAGCUAAACACCAUCGACGAGUAUGUCUCACAUGCUAUCGAAGACGGCGACGUGUCCCAAGAAGAAUUUGUUUUGAUUUUGUCCGAACUUAGGAAAUUUAACGAGUUAAAAGAAAAGAUACAGGCAAACACAAUGACUAAAUUUCAAGAAACUAAAACAAUGGACAAAGCUGAAUUUGACCGUCAAGUGCAAGCCAAAGCUGAGACUUUAGCCAAUGAAAGGGCAGCAGUUUUUAAAGAAGACCUUAUGAAAAAACUUGGCGAAUAACGCUGACCAGAUCUGUCCAAUACCAGGAACCGCCUCCUGCCUAUGAAACUGUGAAACCCACCGCGCCUGCUUUUUAGAAUCAAUUUAUUAUAAAACAGAUGGGCACCAACUUUAGUCAGUUAUCAGUAGUUGUUAAUAAAGAUUACUACUUUUCUGUUGUGUUUCCCAAUUUAAACUUGGGGUAUAAGUUACUGAGAGUGAAAACAGAUGAAGCCGUUAACCGUUGGACAACAGAUCCCAUAUCAUUUUGUCAAAACCAAUUUAAUUUCGAUCUAUUGCGCGACAACAGCAUGUGGAGUAGGAUUUGACAUAUCCGAUCCGAACCCAUACGUGUCUGCGCUGUUUAAUUUUCACAUUUACUAUAUGGUAAGAAAAAUAUUUUACAACUGCAUGAUGCCUAUACCGAGUGACAAAAUAUUUGACGCGUUGCAUAAUAAUUAUGACCAUCGGAAAUUUACAGACACCUGCCGAUUGUUUAACAUUGACCAAAAUAAAUCGUUUAAACAUACUAGAGAUACUAUAUCAAACGGGUUAGGAACCGCUUAUUAUUACGACAAUAGCUAUAUACCAGUCCCCAGCAAACACUACGAUGCCCAUUAUUUACAUCUUGCCUCUGGCAAAUAUGCAGGCUCUACUUACAUGUAUAUGGGCUUCGGGUGGGAAGGCUCAGGCCACGCAAGCACGUACACUGUGACAUGGAUUACACAGUCUGAUGUAGUUAAAUUAGCCUGGUGGGAUUUCGUAUCAAAAAAGAGUAAACUUACGGACGUGGGGCUCAAACAAAAACGAGCGUUAUGGCACAAGGCACAGGAUUAGAUGCCCAACAGCAGUUUAUACCUAUCAUGGAAUGUUUGAUAAACUCGGAGCCCGACCUCGAACAGUCAAUUGACCAGUUUUAAGAUUCGUUGCAGUAUGUAAAAAACGCUGUUGAAUUUCGGGCUGGCACCUAGUUUAUAUUUUGGUGCCUUUGGAUAUGGAACAUUUGAAGGAUACAACAACCACCUUCAAAUUGCGACAGCUGGCAUGCAGAUGGGUUAUGUUCCAACUUUAAACUGUAGCGCAGUGCCAGAGACAUCAGAUUUUGAUGAUUCAGAAAGUAAAGAAGUUUUAGAGUCGGAACCUACUCCAAAUAUAAAGCCCAAUACCACCUCAAGAAACCGUUAGACUUUCACAAUGAAGUGAAAUUGUCGUUAACUGUUGGGACGAUUGCCGUUGCUGGACUUACCGUUAUGUUGUACAAGGUACUAACUUAGACUAAAAAAUGAAAGGCAUAAAAAACCUCAUUUCAAAAUUGAGAAAAGGUUAAUUUUUUUGCCCACUUACAUCUUUAGCACGUAAGUCAGAAUCAAAACACCUACGCCUACAAACAACGUCCAAACGUUACUAGCGAUCCAACCGACUGCCUUGCUUGCCACGUGAAAUAUCCAACUUAGUAUACUAUCAAUGAUGCCGCAUAAUGCCCCAAGCGCUUUCAGGCCUAAUUUCUUCAAUAUGUUUGCUAAAUGUUGCAGUUGUCAUUUGAUCCUAUUGGUUACACCGCCUUUAAAUGGAGGUUCUGGUUCCGGUGCUUGAGCUUUCACCUAAGGUUGCGUGGGUGCUUUUACUUCGGAGGGUUUCUUCUUUAAAUACAAUGCUAGUGCUAUUUCUCUGACCACUAGUCCGCCAAAAAUUAAAUUUCUGGUUUUUUCAAUAAAUUGAUAGAUCUCACUUUCAGAUUUUGUUUUGGGUUCUGGCCCACCGACUUUCAAUCGGGGCAAUUGCUGUUUCAUCUUAUUAUGUUCCGCCAAUCGUUGACCCUGUGCUACUCGAUUGGGAUUUUGAAUCUUUGUCACCAUUUGGAUUUGACUCUUCACAGGGCUCGGUGCUGGCGUUGAGGGUGGUUGUUUUUCUGUUGACAUCUUCUUUUACAACAGUAGGACUUUCAUAAAUAGCCAACUGUUUCAUUGUUAUAGAGGUAACUACCAGUAGUGAUAUUGUGGCAAAACAGGGUAGCUGCGCAGACUUGUGUUUAGUCUGGGUCAUUAAUAAUUCAGGCGCGUCUAAUUCAUGCAUUAAACAUGCGCGCAGCAACCAAUCAGAGGCGUGCGUUACCUUAGGUCAGGGCGCUGGCUGCGUGGGUUGCCGGGACUUCUCAAGAUGGCAGCGUGCUAACCAGAGCUCUGUGGAG
Messenger RNA from Acanthaster planci (crown-of-thorns starfish), 6462 nucleotides. RefSeq lists its product as uncharacterized. Gene Ontology annotation, molecular function: eukaryotic initiation factor 4E binding; translation initiation factor activity. Gene Ontology annotation, biological process: positive regulation of translation; regulation of formation of translation initiation ternary complex. NCBI's taxonomy places the organism in Eukaryota, Metazoa, Echinodermata, Asteroidea, Valvatida, Acanthasteridae. Gene Ontology annotation, cellular component: cytoplasm; RNA cap binding complex. The record is from RefSeq and is a predicted model, not a curated record.